AUGCGUUCCAGCUUCUUCCAACUUCUCAUUGUCCUUCUCACGUCGACUGUCUUUGGUAGUCCAUUCAAUCAUCUUCAUUUGAGAUCAUCUACAGCUAAUCGUGGAAUACUCUCGAGUUGUGAUGUCUCAGGAGGCAAAACGGGACAAGACAGUUUUUAUCCUGGUGGUGAUCACGGUCCAAAGACAAAAUUCGAUUCAGAAGGAAAAUUCGAAGUUUGGAGUCGAGUCAAAGACAUCCAAUCAGAAUCUCAGAUCCGUAUGUGCCAAAUUGACGAUACUGGAACUGGUGAUAUAAUUUUCAUGGCAAAUACCAACUUUGAGGGAAAUGGUAAAAUAGAAGAGAUUGAAGAUGGAGAAAAGGUCCAACCAAUGAUUUCGAUUCAAGUUCCAAGUAACACUAAGUGCAGCGGAGGUGAUGAUGGAGAGAGUUGUGUGUUGAAGUGCAAGAUUGAGAACUCCAGCUCUUCUAUGGUUGAUAAGUGCGUUUCAUUUGGUCACCCUGAGGAAAUUGACAUCAACACUAUCGGUCAAACUGUCUUCGGAAUGUCAUCCCAUCAACAGGACGUAGAAGAGAGAAAUCCAGAUAAUGAACUUCCUUCAUCAUAUCAUCUCGAAACUGCGUCAGGAAAUCGUCACACGAAACGUUCGAUCAUCGAAGCCAGAGCUGAUGACUCAGAUUUGUCCCCUCAAAUUCAAUGGGAAGAGUCUCGCCUUCCGGCUAAUCUUCCUAAGCAGGUAGACCCCAAAGACCUCUCUCCAGUAAAAGAAGGAGAAGCAAAGAAGCCAUAA
Messenger RNA from Melampsora larici-populina 98AG31, 789 nucleotides. RefSeq lists its product as uncharacterized. The record is from RefSeq and is a predicted model, not a curated record. The transcript has 4 exons. The coding region runs from base 1 to 789 and encodes 262 amino acids. NCBI's taxonomy places the organism in Eukaryota, Fungi, Basidiomycota, Pucciniomycetes, Pucciniales, Melampsoraceae.